AUGGUACACUACCGUAGUACGCGAGGCGGCGUCCGUGGUCUCAGUUUUGAACAAGCGGUGCUCACAGGUCUGGCGUCCGAUCGUGGUCUUCUUGUUCCUGAAGCCAAUGAGUUUCCGACGUUGCCCACCGGCGCGUUGGACAAGUGGGCGUCGUUGUCUUACCAGGAGUUGGCCGUGGAGGUCAUCGGUCUUUUCAUCGACGAGAGCGAGAUCUCGCGCGACGAAUUGCGAUCACUCGUAGACAAGAGCUACAAUUUGACCACGUUCCGGGCUAAAGAGGUGGCACCCGUUGUCAAAGUCUCGGACCACAUGCUGGUGCUCGAGCUUUUCCAUGGCCCAACAUUCGCCUUUAAGGACAUUGCACUGCAGUUUCUGGGUAAUCUCUUUGAGUUUUUUCUGCAGCGUAAGAAUGCAGUGCUACCCGAUGGUGCUCCACAGUACCAAAUUACGGUCGUGGGUGCCACCUCCGGUGAUACAGGCAGUUCAGCCAUUUAUGGUCUACGAGGCAAGAAGAACGUCGAAGUGUUCAUUUUGUUUCCAGAGGGACGUGUAAGCGCGAUCCAGCAACGCCAAAUGACGACGGUACUGGAUGAAAAUAUUCACAAUGUGGCCGUCAAGGGCACGUUCGAUGAUUGUCAGGCUAUUGUCAAGGAUCUGUUUGCCAACGCCGAGUUCAAGGCCAAGUAUCAUCUCGGUGCAGUCAACUCCAUUAACUUUGCUCGUAUCUUGGCGCAGGUUGUCUAUUACGUGUGGGCCUACUUUCGAGCUCGCGAGCAAGGUGUGUCCGGCGAGGUCGCCUUCUCCGUCCCUACGGGCAAUUUCGGCGACAUCCUCGCUGGCUUUUACGCCAAAAAGUUGGGUCUACCCAUUGGAAAGCUGAUCGUGGCCACGAAUGAGAAUGAUAUUCUGCAUCGCUUCUUUUGCAUGGGCAAGUACCACCGCCAUGACAUUAAACACACGAUCACACCUUCCAUGGACAUUUGUGUAUCUAGCAACUUUGAGCGCUACCUCUUUGCUUUGUCUGGCGAAAAUCACGAUAUUUUGCGCGACUGGAUGCAAGGCUUUGAACAAACUGGAGAGCUCACAAUUUCGGGUGAGUUGCUCGCCAAGGCACAGGACGAGAUGGCAUCGUACGCGGUGCUCCAGGAGGAGGUGCGGUCCACCAUUGCCCAGUACUCGAAGGUGCAGCACUACCUCUUUGACCCGCACAGUGCUAUAGGUGCGGCUGCUGCCAUGCGCUUUGGCAUGGACGCGCUUGCCGAUAAACCGGGGUUAGCUGUGGUCGUUGUUGGUACUGCUCACUACGGCAAGUUUCUGCCUGUUGUGUCCAAGGCGCUUGGUGUGACUGAGGCAGAGAUCGAGCAGCAUCCGAUUUUGAAGGCAUUGGAAUCACUCUCCACUCGGCUCGCGACUGCCAAUAACUCGAGUGCUACCGUGGCUGAGUACAUCCGCAAGACCAUCGGUAAGAAAAAUCAGAAGGCUUGUGUUGAGGGCGGACAAAUGUGGGCAUCACUUUCGAAAGAGUCCACGCUGGUCUCUUUAGCGCUUGCCGCUGCGGCGGUUGCUGUCGCUAUUUUUGUAACUCGACGCUCGAAGUAA
Peronospora farinosa is the source of this 1599-nucleotide messenger RNA. NCBI's taxonomy places the organism in Eukaryota, Oomycota, Peronosporomycetes, Peronosporales, Peronosporaceae. The record is from the annotation of a GenBank genome assembly.